This is a messenger RNA of Drosophila hydei, 2992 nucleotides long. RefSeq names its product transcription factor mef2A (gene sano). The record is from RefSeq and is a predicted model, not a curated record. The coding region runs from base 124 to 2532 and encodes 802 amino acids. The transcript is spliced from 4 exons. NCBI's taxonomy places the organism in Eukaryota, Metazoa, Arthropoda, Insecta, Diptera, Drosophilidae.
CAGCUGGAGCAGCAGCAGCUGGAGCCGCAGCUGGAACGUGAGCCGCAGCCAGUCCAAUGAAAUUUACUCUCAUUUAAUGUUCAAUUGGCGCGCAGCAAGCUGCUCUCAUUCUUUAAUCGCGACAUGGCCGCCACCGAUGGCCAAAUCAUAUUGGCAGCAUCCCGUUUCGGUGAUGCAACGCCCGUUUAUUUGCGCGACUUUUCCAAACAGCCGCUGCCGGCGGUGGCCAAAAUCCUUAAAGGGCAACAUCAGGCACUGGGCGUACCCACACUCUCGGCUCCGUCGCUCCAGAGCACCGCGUUGUUCCUGAGCGCUGGCAAGAAAUAUCAGAUAUUGGCGCAGCCCAUCAAGAUCAAAGAGGGACGCAAGCCCACUAAUGUGGGCGCCAAGGUGCUCAUACCAGAGACCUACAACGGCUAUUUCGAGCUGCUCAGCGAGGACGGGCGCUCGACGCGCUGCAUCGACUCGGUGUUGGAGCUGGCACGACGACGCAAUGCUCGGGUUCUGGUGCGUGAAACGUUUCGCUGCCAGCAAUUGAAUCGCACCAUACACGCCGGCGAGCUGCUGACCACCAUGAACGACAAUGGCAAAUAUCUGCAGUGCCGAAAUAUCAAGGACGAGAUCAUCAAUCUGCCACUCGAUACCAAAGCCAAGUUUUCGCCGAUAGCGCGCGAGGACAGCAUCAGCGGUGUGCAUACGGUCAAGAAUCUGUUGCUCAAGCGUAUGCCAGUUAUUGUGAGGCUCGUUCAUGGCAGCGCGCCGAAGGGUCUGAAGCAGCCAUUUGUGCCGGAGCUGCGUCUGUUGGGCUGCGUGGAGAUCGAUCGCAUCUUUGCGCUGCCACUGCAAAAGGAUACGGAUUUGGUGCCGGUGCCGUUGAAUGCAAAGAUCAAGCUGCAGUGUGCCAAGAACAUGGAGCAGUUGGAGCACUUCAUUGAGUACACGCGCUUCCUGGACAAGGCGCAGCGCUUGCUGGCCGAUGCACGCGAUCGCCUGCAAAUUGUUGAUCUCAAGCUGAGCGAAAAGGAGAAGAAGGACUCCAAGUUCAGCAGUCGCAAUAGCAGCGGCAAUCGCUUGCCCAUUGUCAUGCUGCCGUCGGCGGCGGGCCUGGCCAGCGGCUGGUUGGAGAGCGGCUAUGUGUUGCGCAAGAGCGCCAGCUGUGAUUCGUGGUCCAAGCAGCACCAGCUGCAGCAUCAGCAGCAGCAGCAGCAGCAACACCAAAUGCUCAAUGGCAAUGACAUUGCCGAGGAGUACAACGAGAUCGAUCACAUCUAUGAUUACGUGCGUGGCCUGACACCGCUCUCGAAGGGUUUGGCACGAUUCGAACCGAUUUGCGAAUCGCCUACGCUCAAAUCGCAUCAUACGGACAGCAGCGGCAAUGGCAACUAUUGCAGCUUGAUACGCGCACCAAUAGCAGCCGCCGCAGCUCCGACACAGCAACCAGGGCAACAGUCGCAGCAGCAGCAACAGUCGAGCAACAACAACAACAACUACAGCAGCCUCGAGUCGAAUAAGCACAGCAGCAGCAAUGGCGGCAACACACAUCAUCAUCAAUAUGCAACGCAGCAGCAACACCAACAGCCGCAACAGCAGCAUCAUUUGCUGGUCAAUCACUAUCAUCACAGCCAUAGGCAGGAAGAUAUCAAGCCCGUGCCGCCGCCCAUUGAGACAAUUCCGGGCAAGAAGCCAGCCGAGAAGCGACAGCGUCCCACACUACCAAAGCUUUACAUCAAGAAUUCGAAUGCGAAUGCGAAUGCGAAUGCGAAUGCGAAUGCGCAUAGCGCCGGCAGCAGCAGCAAUGGCAACUCAACUGGCGGCACCAGUCACAGUCACAGUCACAGCCAUAGUCACAGUCACACUCACAGUCACAGUCAGCAACAGUUGCCGCCAACGCCCAACAACAACAACAACAACAACCCAGCUGCCAUUGUGGCUGCUGCAGCGAUCAAUGCACAUCACGCUCACUCGCAUGGACAUCCACACACACACUCACACCCACAUCCACACCCACAUCCACAUCACGGCAAGGUGCUGACGCCCAAUAAUCAUUUGCCAGUUAAGGAAUCGCUGGAGCCGCAGUCGCCGCUGUUUCAUAUCAGAUACAAGAGCCUCAGCAGCCUGCAGUUGACGCCCGAUAGCAAUACAGCGGCUAUGACGCCGCCGAUCUCAGCCAAGGCAGCAGCAGGAGGAUCAGUUGACGCCUGCUCACAGACGCCGCCCGACGUGGUGCUCAAGUGCAGCAGCAUACUGAACACCCAUGGCUACCUACACAGUCACAGUCACAGUCACAGUCGCAGCUCGAGCAGCAACAAUCAUCAUAAUCCGCGCGAGGGUACACUCGACUCUUCGCGCAGCGGGGGACGAACCUCGGGCGAUUCGCAGAAGCAGCUGCCGGAGAAGAAGACGCGACGCCUGUCUCGGCCGCGCAGCCUCUCCAAUUUGGUGUGGGAUCUGCGGCCGAGCAAGGAGAAGUCCAAGAAGAAGCUCUAUGUGCAUCAUUUCGAUCAGCGUCAACAGGCGACGCUCUAUCUCUAGGAAGUUAUGAUGAGAGCGAGGUGAAGUGAACUGAAGUGAAGUGAAGUGAAGUUGGAAGAAGAUUCGUUGCCAAAUCGUUUCGCUGCCAUCAACGACAAACCCACAGACAACAACAACAACAACAACAACAACAAACAACAAGCAACAUUUAGAGCGCUGUGUGUGUUCCUGCAGCUUUCACCAAAUUUUUUUUCUUUACUAUUUUUUUAGAGCUUGCAGCAGCAAUUUUUAAUUAAUAUUGAAUUGUGCCUUUCCCUGCGCCCAGAACUAUGCUUUAAACAACAACAACAAAAUUCCACUCAAAUAUUUUUCAAGAAUAUUUUGCCUGGAUGCACGAACGACAACUGAGAGAGAGAGAGAGAAAGAGAGAGCGAGGAAGUUACUGAAGCAGUUGAACCAAACAACAAAAUCAAAUCACAUGAAGCGCUGACACACACCUACACACACACACACACACACA